CGGGGGCGGGAGGCACAGGCUGAGGCGGUCGCAACGGCGACGGAUUGAACCGACUUGUAGCCGGCGAUUGAGAGGUCCUCGCAGUUGGGCGAUGUGAGUGUGGAACCCUUGGCAGAAGUCAAUGUGAUUUCAAUUUGAAGCAAAACUGAAAAAUGCGUCUCUCUUCAUUCAUUCAUACUGCUUUUUGAUGAUCAUGGCAUAAGGAACUUUAACCCAGGAAUACAGCUUUACAUUAGCACGGAACAAGAUUUGUGAUGAAAUGGAGCCUGGAACAAACUCUUUUCGAGUAGAAUUUCCUGAUUUUUCCAGCACCAUUCUACAGAAACUGAACCAGCAGCGCCAGCAGGGACAAUUAUGUGAUGUCUCCAUUGUUGUCCAAGGCCAUAUUUUCCGGGCACACAAAGCUGUUCUUGCUGCCAGUUCACCCUACUUUUCUGACCAGGUACUGCUGAAAAACAGCAGGAGAAUUGUCUUACCUGAUGUGAUGAACCCAAGAGUGUUUGAGAACAUUCUCCUAUCUAGUUACACAGGACGUCUAGUAAUGCCUGCUCCAGAAAUUGUUAGUUACUUAACAGCAGCAAGCUUCCUCCAAAUGUGGCAUGUGGUAGACAAGUGCACUGAGGUUUUAGAGGGAAACCCUACCGUCCUUUGUCAAAAGCUAAACCAUGGUAGUGACCACCAGUCUCCAAGCAGCAGUAGUUAUAAUGGUCUGGUAGAGAGCUUUGAGCUGGGCUCAGGGGGGCAUGCUGAUUUCCCCAAAGCCCAGGAACUGAGGGAUGGAGAAAAUGAAGAGGAAAGCACCAAAGAUGAGCUGUCUUCUCAGCUCACUGAGCAUGAAUACCUUCCCAGCAACUCAUCCACAGAGCAUGACCGGCUGAGCACUGAGAUGACAAGCCAGGAUGGGGAGGAGGGGGCCAGUGACAGCGCCGACUUCCACUACACCCGGCCCAUGUACAGCAAGCCCAGCAUAAUGGCUCACAAACGUUGGAUCCACGUGAAGCCUGAGCGCUUUGAACAGGCUUGCGAGGGCAUGGACGUGCAUGCCACCUAUGAUGAGCACCAGGUCACUGAGUCCAUCAAUACCAUGCAGACAGAGCAUUCAAUCCAGCCUUCAGGAGUGGAGGAGGACUUUCACAUUGGGGAAAAAAAAGUAGAAGCAGAGUUUGAGGAACAGGCUGAGGAAAGCAAUUAUGAUGAACAGGUGGAUUUCUAUGGCUCUUCCAUGGAAGAGUUUUCUGGAGAGAGGUCGGAUGGGAAUCUAAUUGGGCACAGACAGGAGACUUCCCUAGCGGCAGGCUACAGUGAGAAUAUUGAAAUGGUAACAGGAAUUAAAGAAGAAGCUUCUCACUUAGGAUUCUCAGCCACUGACAAGCUGUAUCCUUGUCAGUGUGGAAAAAGUUUUACUCACAAGAGUCAGAGAGAUCGACAUAUGAGCAUGCACCUCGGUCUUCGGCCUUAUGGCUGUGGUGUCUGUGGUAAGAAAUUCAAAAUGAAGCAUCAUCUUGUGGGACACAUGAAAAUUCACACAGGCAUAAAGCCGUACGAGUGUAAUAUCUGUGCAAAGAGAUUUAUGUGGAGGGACAGUUUCCAUAGGCAUGUGACUUCUUGUACCAAGUCCUACGAAGCUGCAAAGGCUGAGCAGAAUACCACUGAGGCUAACUAAAAAUAGGAUCUGGCCCUUGAGUGGCAUGCACAAAAAUAAACUAUGGUAAUUAUGCAAAUCUGGGCACAGAUGAUGCAUGCUACUUGCUAUUAUGAGAGAAGCUUUAAAAAAGGAAAGAAGAUAUUUCUGAAAGACCAGCUCUAAGCAGGCCAAUUAAAAAAAUCUAAUUCCUCAUAUUUUAUAUAUUCCAGUCCUAGCCUAGAGGAGGUAAUGGGGGUAAGUUAACCCACCUCCCGACUGGCAACUUAAACCUUCGUGCCAGUUGUGAUUGAGGCAAGUGGACUUUGUGCUGUAGACACCUGCACUUGGACCUGGACUCCCACCCACCAGUUUCAUUUCAGGUGGCAGCAGUUUUUGAUCACUCAUUAUUACCAGGUCAUGUUGAAAUUUUAUUUUGCUCUUACUAUAGAUACUUAGGUAAUGUGGAUUUGUUUUGGUAGCUGCUUCACUGAAUGAAAUGCUACUUUUGUAAAAGCUACAAAUAAUGUGAUUCCUAGAAUGAGAAAAUUUAUUAACAGA
Messenger RNA from Loxodonta africana (African savanna elephant), 2182 nucleotides. It is a transcript of the gene ZBTB43, whose product is annotated as zinc finger and BTB domain containing 43. The transcript has 3 exons. The record is from RefSeq and is a predicted model, not a curated record. Bases 260 to 1663 code for a protein of 467 amino acids. Gene Ontology annotation, biological process: regulation of transcription by RNA polymerase II. Lineage: Eukaryota; Metazoa; Chordata; Mammalia; Proboscidea; Elephantidae. Gene Ontology annotation, molecular function: DNA-binding transcription factor activity, RNA polymerase II-specific; RNA polymerase II cis-regulatory region sequence-specific DNA binding; protein binding.